This is a messenger RNA of Ipomoea triloba (trilobed morning glory), 1446 nucleotides long. RefSeq lists its product as uncharacterized. The transcript has a single exon. Lineage: Eukaryota; Viridiplantae; Streptophyta; Magnoliopsida; Solanales; Convolvulaceae. The coding region runs from base 1 to 1446 and encodes 481 amino acids. The record is from RefSeq and is a predicted model, not a curated record.
AUGGCUCAAUUUGGCAAGCUACAAGCAGAACAUCUUCAGCUUUUUGGCAAACUGCAAGCAGAAAUAGAUGGUCUCAAGGCUCAGCAACAAGGAGGAGGUAAUCAGUUUUCUAAUCAACCUUUAUCUUCGAAUGGUAGACUGCCAGCAAGCAUAGAAAAUCCAAGGUACCAAGUGAAUGCAAUCACCACUAGAAGUGGAUUAGCUCUGAAGGACCCCCCUUUUCCUUCGAAUGAUCCAGUGCCUGAGAAAGCUGAUAAGAAGGAUGAGGGUGUUCAGGUUGAGGAUGUUCUUGAUGAUAGUGAGGAGGAGCCUGUGGUGCAGGGAGAUAGUGUUAAGGAGAAAGUUCCUGAGAAGAAUGAGAGUGCUCCAUGUAAGAAGCAUGAAAGGAAGAACAAGAAGGAAGAUGACUCGGUUAUACCUUACAACCUGUUACCAUAUCCACAGAGGUUGUGGAAAUCAAAGGAGUCUGAUAGAGAGAGCAAGUUCUAUAAGAUGUUGGAUAAGCUGGAGAUCUCCAUGCCUUUUGUUGAAGCAAUCAGUCAGAUUCCAUCGUACAAGAAGUUUCUGAAGAAUAUUUUGGGUCAGAUUCCAUCGUACAAGAAGUUUCUGAAGAAUAUUUUGGGCAAUAAGAAAAAGCCAGAGAAGAGUGCGGAGAAUAUUUUGGGCAAUAAGAAAAAGCCAGAGAAGAGUGCGGUGGUGGAUUUGGGCAAUAAGAAAAAGCCAGAGAAGAGUGCGGUGGUGGAUCUGAGCGAAGGAGCCUUGACCUGUGCAGUUCUUCAACAUAAACUUCCUCCUAAGCUGAAAGACCCAGGUAGUUUUUUCAUCCCUUGCAUCAUUGGUGGAUUUGUAGUUGGUGGUGCUCUGUGCGAUCUGGGUGCCAGUGUUAGUCUUAUGCCAUAUUCUUUAUGUAAGAGACUCAACCUGGGAACACCAAAGCCCACUUCUAUGACCCUACAGAUGGCGGAUCGCUCCAUAAAGCGUCCGGUGGGAGUUCUAGAGGAUGUCCCGGUCAUGAUUGAUCAGUAUUUUAUACCAGGGGAUUUUGUUGUACUGGAUAUAGAGGAGGAUGCCAAGGUUACUAUUAUACUUGGUAGACCUUUUCUAGCUACUGCUGGUGCACUUAUUGAUGUGAGAAGAGGAAAACUAGUGAGGGAGGUGGCUGAGAACAAGAUUGAGUUUGACAUAUUCAAAAUGACGAAACACCAGCCCUCGUAUGUUGAUGAAUGUUACUUGAUAGAAGGGCUGGGUAAUGGCAUUGCUGAGAGUAAAAAGAUUGAGUUAGGGGAUUUUCAUGAUUCCCCUAUUGAUCCUGGAUCCCCUGAACUGUCAAGUGUGCUGAAACAAAAGAAAAAGUUCUCUGGUUCUGGUGGUUUCUACAAAAGAUGGAUGAGGGAGCUGUCUAAGUUCAAAAGGCCACCGGAUCGCGUGGUCCACAAUCCUACCUGA